Molecule: messenger RNA, 966 nt
Organism: Cyphellophora europaea CBS 101466
Lineage: Eukaryota; Fungi; Ascomycota; Eurotiomycetes; Chaetothyriales; Cyphellophoraceae
Exons: 1
Coding region: 1-966 (321 amino acids)
Source: RefSeq, a predicted model, not a curated record
AUGGCAACCUACCUCGUCACCGGCGCCACCGGCCACCAGGGCGGCGCCGUCGUCACCUCCCUCCUCGCCUCCGGCGCCAAAGUCCACGCCGUAGUCCGUGAUCCCACCUCCCCCGCCUCCCUCGCCCUGCAACAAAAAGGCGUCACACUAUUCCAAGGAAACUUCGAAUCCCCCGACCCAAGCUUCAAGCUCGCCGCCGCCAGCUGCACCGGCAUAUUCCUGAACCCCUCCUUCUUCGACCCCUCCGUCGCGCAAGGCCAAGCAAGCGCCAUCCUCGCCGCGUGCCGCGCCGGUGCAGGUCCAGGCUUGAUGACCACAGUGGUGCUCUCAUCGACGACACGCGUUCAACAGUGGUCUGACUCGAACUUCCGCGACACGGUCACUGGCAUCGAUCCGAUGCUGGGGUACUACUACGGCGCGAAGGCGGGCGUGGAAGCAGCGGUCCGCGAAGCUGAGGGAUUCAAGCACUACACGAUCUUGAGGCCGGGGGUGUUGCAUUACGAUUACAUGAUGCCUGUGUCGGCAUUUGCGGUGCCGGAUCUCCCGCGCAGAGCAGAGAUUUGGCAUAGUUUGGAGGACGGCGCCGUGAUGCCACACACGGAUGAGAAUGAUGUCGGCAAGUAUGCGGCGGCGGCCCUGCUGGAGGCAGACCGCUUCAGUGGCGAGGAGUUUGCGCUUGCCAGUGAGAAUCUCAGCGCCGAGGAUGUGGCGAGCAUCAUGGGGCGGGUCAGUGGGGUGGAGGUCAAGGUGCACAAGAGAACAAAGGAGGAGGUGCAGCAGACGAUGAAGAGUGGGACGCCGACGCAGAAGUUUGAGUUGUUGCAGGGCAAGCUGCCCGCCCGGGUGGACACGGAGGCGGUGCAGAAGAAGUACGGUAUCAAGUUGGCGACGCUGGAGGAGUAUUUGACGAGGAACAAGGAGGCCUUGUUGGAGAGUCUGCCGCCGAAGACCGAGGGGAAGUUCUGA